Messenger RNA from Acanthocheilonema viteae, 447 nucleotides. The record is from the annotation of a GenBank genome assembly. Lineage: Eukaryota; Metazoa; Nematoda; Chromadorea; Rhabditida; Onchocercidae.
AUGGCUAUCAUCAUUUUACCGUGGUAUAUUUAUUUUAUAAUCCGCCGAUCACGGAUUCAAGCACAAGCUGCAAUCAAUGUCAACUACGCAUUACUUAACUUCGAAAAAAUAUAUCCUGAAGGAAAACUAGAAGGUUGGCGGGAAAUAUCGAAUGCCACAAGUUCACAUGUUAAUAUCAAAGAUGAAGAAAUUGAAAGGAAGUAUAUAGCUAGAGUUUACAGACGAAGUAGCAGUCAGUGUGAUAUGAGCAGUAAGACAGCAUUAGAAGUUAGCUCAUCAGCAACGGAAGGUUCACGUAAUUCAAAACCAACUAAGCCAGUUCAGAUAAAGUCAAUUAUCAAUGACAAUGAAACAGACGAUGAUAAUGAAUUUUCAACACAUUCUAUCACCGGAACUGAAUCAACCGAAGUACCUAAAAACAUACCGAUCUCAAUAGACCAUAAGUGA